Molecule: messenger RNA, 1080 nt
Organism: Laccaria bicolor S238N-H82
Lineage: Eukaryota; Fungi; Basidiomycota; Agaricomycetes; Agaricales; Hydnangiaceae
Exons: 8
Coding region: 1-1080 (359 amino acids)
Source: RefSeq, a predicted model, not a curated record
AUGUUCCAGUGGUUAAAAACGGCAACUAUGUCCAGCAUUCCCUCUUUAGACGGCAAAGGGGGUACAGAUGUAUCAAGUUCAGCAGCAAAUGUAGGAAAGUCAACGAAAACUAGGGGUCCUACUAGCUAUGUAUAUUACCGUCUAUACACCAAACUUGGUGCAUUUGAAUCAAAUCACGCCCUCUACCGCAACGACCGUUUCAUUGGUCGCAUUCCGUCGAAAUCUUUUGCCCCUCCUCAUACCGUGGCGUCUAUCAAGUGGUCCUUGUGCAAACUUGAGGGCCUUACGGAGCCCGCCAAGGCGCUUCUUUUCACACCGCUCUCAAGCUCAGCACCCAAAGAAGACUCUGCCCGCCUCCCUUUGUACGGCCCUUCCGGACCAGGCCUGUCCGAACAAGAUCCGAUCGUGCUGGUUGUCGAGUCGGAGAAGAGGAUCAAGGAGGUCUCGCAGUCGGACAAGCUGCCGGAACGCUCUGAUGAUACCGAUAUCCAUUACAUAUACUAUCGUGUUUACUCAUCAGAAGGAGGGGAUAAAAAGGCAAAGACGUCCUUUGACGAAAGUGAUGUUUCGUUAGGACGCAUCAACACCCUCUUGAUCGCGCCCCCUCUCACCACUGGGUCGUUGAAAGCAUGCAUCGCAAAAGUUGAAGGCCUCGUCAUGCCUGGUCAUGCACUCUACAAGGACAUGAAACUCUUCCAAAACAUAAAUAGCAACACUGCUAUGAGCGACACCGAUGACUUAUCCUUUCAAGGUGACACUUAUCCAGGUAGCGAUGAAGGUGAUCCCGUAGCCCUUGUCAAUGCAACUGCCAGUGUGACAGCAGCGGACUGGGAGGCUAAACCUCCACUAGGUGGACCAGAUUCAAAAUUCACAAAACGUGCUCGGCUAACUUAUACUUACGGCUACGAACGAAGCAAACCCACCUGGCUAUCGAUAAACAAAGACGAGAUCGUUUACACGGAUGGGGUUAUCGUCUCCGUGUGGGGCUCCGUUACCAACAAGUUUUGUCUAGGAUACAUGGUGAUUAACUCCAAGGGUGAAAAGGGCUUUGUGCAUCAGAAUUAUAUUGAAUUUGACUGA